CUGACUAACUUUAGUCAAAACAGAGGAAAAAUAGCAGAUAAAUCAAAAAUAAUCACUCAAUUUUAUAAAUAAAAAUGACUCAGUCACUCCACAAAUCUUUUUGUGCCAAGAUGGUGGCACAUGUUGUCCAGGACAUGGUCCGGGAACACCAAGUUUCAACGUGAAGGACUCCCAGCAUAGCUGAGUACCAGGGAAAGCCAGGCUGAAUCUUUGCUGGCAGCAAAGAUGCUGGCAUCUCUGUUCCAGACUAUAUUGAUAGGCUGGGCAAGUAUCUGCACGUUUCCAGUUCUUGCUUCGUCCUCUCCCUGAUUUAUAUUGACCGGAUUACUGAUAAAACCAAGGUGAGACUCAGCCAACAGUCGGUUCACCGACUGUUGGCAACGAGUAUUCUGUUGGCGAUGAAGUACCACGACGAUAUCAAAGUUGAGGAGGCUUCAUAUAUUUCAACAGUCGUUGGCGUCCAAAAGAAAGAACUUAAGCGGCUGGAAGCCGCUUUUCUUUCUUUGAUCGGCUUCGAUCUGUUCGUGUGCCCUUCAGAAUUUAAGAAAUACUGAGAGUUUUUGAUUAUCUCACAAACCCCAGAGAAAGAGUUAGCACAAGAGAAGGAACUCAAGUCUUGAAUCAGGAGGAAAAUAGCUUCAAUGGGACUUUGAUCAUGAGGCUCUCCUAAGCAUUCGACUCUAAGCCCAGAGUUACACAAUAAGAGGAGAAAGAAGAGCACUAGUACUAGGAAUAAGAGAUUAAUUAAGAAAGGAAAGAGCCAGAAUCUCGAGAUCUUCAAUGUGCAUCAAGCUCUGCUUGAUAAAACUUCCCAAGGAGAGAGUUUUAAAGACUCAAAGGGCAAGGAUCACCACUUAGAGGACUGUCAUGAGGAGUCCACUCAGGACUCCCCCAAGGGAGAUUUCUAGAAAAAUUUCCGUUUGAGCAGUACUCAGCAAAGUAUAACCCUGCUGGUUCCAACCAGAAGGGGACUCUGUAUUUUGUUCUAUGUAUAAAUAAGAAUUUUCGAUAUCUUGUGUCUAGUACUUUAUCAGCUUAUCCUAUAUUCAUGGCAUAUUGAUUC
Moneuplotes crassus is the source of this 1063-nucleotide messenger RNA. The record is from the annotation of a GenBank genome assembly. Lineage: Eukaryota; Ciliophora; Spirotrichea; Euplotida; Euplotidae.